ACAAAGGUUUCUUGCUUUCAGUAUGGAGAUGUGAGUAUGUAUGGGAUGCAGUCAUUUGUAACCUGAAAGAUUAGGUUGAACAGGAGCACACAUUAAUUUAACAGAGUGCUAGGCAAUGCACCGCAGCAUAAAAGAUGGCUCUAAGGCCAAUUGGCUGGAUAUGUGGGGAGAUGGUCAGGAAGUUUGCUGGACAAGCUGAGAUAAUACAGAGAGUCUUCCUGGAAGUUAUAGAUGAGAUAAGGGAUGAAUUCCCAAAUUUAUUGAGACUGUCAAGUUCAAACCAGCAAGAAGUUGUUGUGCAGGAGUCUGGGUCUGUGGUGGCCAAGGUAUUCUCUUCAGCUCAUGGAAUAGUGCUUGUGAAUGGGCUAAAUAAACUAUCCCGGUCUUCAAAAUCAAUUGCUAAGCUUUUGCAGCCACGACUUGCAAAAAAAUUUGCAGAGCUAAAAAUGAUUUCAAAACGUCUCUUGAAAAAUGUAAAUGCUUCCAACCAGCCUUUGUAUAAAAUGGGUGAUAGUACUCAGUUGUUUUAUGAUGUCAUUUCUUACCCAGCAAAAACCGCCCUCACUGGUGUAAUGUGUGCUUCUUACGCAGCACUAAUUUAUCUGGCAGUUGCCAUUAGUAAACUCCUGGAAAAAUUUAAAAAGAUUGCUCAAGGAGAAAAGACCUCCAGGGAAAGCAGCAGCAAUGGUGUCAAUGGAAAUGGACUUUCCAGAGCUGCUAACGCAGCAAGCUACUCUGCACCGUCUGCUACACAGCAAGUGCCUUCCGAGUGUAUCAUUAAGGCAUCAAGGAACACUGGCAGCAUCUAUACUCUACAUUCAGCACUGGAUUCAGAAAAUGAACAGAAGGAAGGAUCAGCAGAACAUAUGGAGAAUGAAAGAACAGGAAGGACACUGAUUUAAAAAUACAAACUUCAGGAA
Messenger RNA from Heteronotia binoei (common prickly gecko), 920 nucleotides. RefSeq names its product spermatogenesis associated 9 (gene SPATA9). The coding region runs from base 135 to 902 and encodes 255 amino acids. NCBI's taxonomy places the organism in Eukaryota, Metazoa, Chordata, Lepidosauria, Squamata, Gekkonidae. The transcript is spliced from 7 exons. The record is from RefSeq and is a predicted model, not a curated record.